AUAGACGGACUAUGUGUUCUUCCGGUUGUCGGUAAAGGUUGCGUCCGUCCGGAAACAGCGUCUUCAUGCUGAUUAUAAAAUAACAAAUGAGUACAUGUGUAUUUUAAAAAAUAUUACUACAGAGUACGAAAAGGAAGUAUUUGCAUUACAUUAACAUAUUUUAAUGAUGAACUUUCCCGGGUUUUCAGUAAAGAAGUAUCUCAGCUAGCCUAAAGGUCGUAGCUGGCAUGUUCGUGUGUCACUGAUAAUGUGGAGGGCAGGUCGGGUCCUGAGUGUGAGGCUUACAGAGAGAGGAGUUACCAGGCUCUGCACUGGGAACCCAGGGAAACCUUCCUCCUCAUCCUCCUCCUCAUCUCACUCCUCUCCUCGGCCCCAAGCAGAGAAAAAGAGGCGGAGGAGACAGAGGGAUGAGGCCAUCCUGACAGGGCAGCACAGUACUGCUGAAAAUAACUCAGGGAGUUGGAGUGAGAAGCAGAAGAUAGAGUACAACGUUUUAACUCCUCCUGGGACCAAGAAAGACACCAGCGGGCCAUUCCCAUCAGCCUAUAGUCCAGACUAUGUGGAGUCCAGCUGGUAUCAGUGGUGGGAGAGAGAAGGAUUCUUCAGACCAGAGCAACAUGAGCAUUUACCUCAGGCGGUGGACCGGACCUUCUCUCUGUGUAUCCCUCCUCCGAACGUGACGGGGACGCUUCACCUCGGUCACGCUCUGACUGUGGCCGUGGAGGACGCUCUGGUUCGAUGGAGGAGGAUGCAGGGAUACAGAGUCCUCUGGGUACCUGGAUGUGACCAUGCAGGUAUCGCCACUCAGAGUGUAGUGGAGAGGAAGCUGCUGAGGGAGCGAGGGAGGAGCAGAAAGGACUUCAGCAGAGAGGAGUUUCUGCAGGAGAUGUGGAGAUGGAAGAACGAGAAAGGAGAUGAGAUCUACCAGCAGCUGAAGAAGCUGGGAGCAUCUCUGGACUGGAGCAGGGCCUGUUUCACUCUGGAUCCUAGUUUCAGCCGAGCUGUGACCGAAGCCUUCGUGCGUCUCUGUGACUCUGGGCUCAUUUAUCGAUCUGAAGGUUUGGUGAACUGGAGCUGUUCUCUGGAGUCAGCCAUCUCUGACAUCGAGGUGGACUCUCAGGAGCUGAGUGGACACACUCUGCUGUCUGUUCCUGGUUAUGAGAACAAAGUGGAGUUUGGGACGAUGGUGACGUUUGCUUAUCCUCUGGAGGGACAGGAUGGAGAGGUUUGUGUGUCCACCACCCGUCCUGAGACAAUGCUGGGUGACGUUGCUGUCGCUGUUCACCCCGACGACCCUCGAUAUCAGACUCUUCACGGGAAACAGCUCAGACACCCGUUCACUCACAGACUGCUGCCCGUCAUCACUGACUCUAUGGUGGACAUGGAGCUGGGAACAGGUGCAGUGAAAGUGACUCCUGCUCACGACCACACUGACUUCCUGCUGUCUCAGAGACACGCACUACCUCGCCUCACUGUGAUCGCAGGAGAUGGCACCAUGACGCCCCCCUGUGGACACUGGCUGCAGGGAGUAAAGCGUUUUGAUGCCAGACUGCAGGUUAUUGACGCUCUGGUGGAGAAGAAGCUGUUCAGAGGAAAGAAGAGCCAUGCCAUGACUUUACCUUUCUGCAGUCGCUCAGGAGACGUCAUCGAACCUCUCCUGAAGAAGCAGUGGUUUGUCCGCUGUGAUGAAAUGGCUAGAAAAGCUGUACAGGCUGUGGACGAGGGCCAGCUGGAAAUCAUUCCUCACCUCUACACAAAGACCUGGAAGAACUGGCUGUCCAACAUCAAUGAUUGGUGCGUUUCCAGGCAACUGUGGUGGGGUCAUCAGAUACCGGCUUACCAAGUGCAGCUUCCUGAUUCUACAGACAGACAACAGGAAGAGCAGUGGGUUUGGGGACGCAGUGAGGAUGAAGCCCGUCACAGAGCUGCUGUUAAAUAUGGAGUGAAACCAGAAGACAUCACUUUGACUCAGGACCCGGACGUCUUGGACACAUGGUUCUCCUCCGGGUUGUUUCCCUUCGCAAUGCUUGGCUGGCCUGACCAGACCCCUGACCUCCAGCACUUCUACCCCAACUCCAUCCUGGAGACAGGAAGUGACCUCAUCUUCUUCUGGGUGGCGAGGAUGGUGAUGCUUGGCACGGAGCUGACCGGAGAGCUGCCCUUCAGACAGGUUCUCCUUCACGCUAUGGUGAGAGACAAACACGGCAGGAAGAUGAGCAAAUCUCUGGGAAACGUCAUCGACCCGUUAGACGUCAUUCAUGGGGUCUCUCUGGAGAGACUCCAGGAGAAGGUAAACGAGGGAAACCUGGACCCCAGGGAGCAGCUGGUUGCGAUUGAAGCACAGAGGAAAGACUUCCCCGGGGGGAUCCCUCAGUGUGGGACAGAUGCUCUGAGGUUUGCUCUGUGCUCUCACAGGAUGCAGGGUGACGCCAUCAGCCUGUCGGUCUCUCAGGUUCUGAGCUGUAGACAUUUCUGUAAUAAAAUGUGGCAGACGCUCAGGUUCACUCUGGGAGUUCUGGAGAACAACGCAGCACUGGUGGGAACACUGGAGGAGACGUCUCCUGUGAGCAGUGUGGACCGCUGGAUCUGCUCCCGACUCUACAGCACUGUGCUGCAGGUGGAGCAGGCCUUUGAAUCCUACGAGCUGCACGCUGUGACGUCUGCUCUGCACUCCUUCUGGCUGCACAGCCUGUGUGACGUCUACAUGGAGUGUGUGAAGCCUUUGCUGGCUCAGCGGGGUGGAGGGAAUAUGUGUGAGGACGAGGUGAAGGCGAGGCGUGCAGCCGUCAGCAUCCUGUAUCACUGCGUGUCCUCAUCUCUUGCCCUGCUGUCUCCCUUCAUGCCUUUCAUCACUGAGGAGCUGUGGCAGAGGCUGCAGCCAUUCAGAGGCGGAGCUGCAGCUCAGAGCAGCCUGAGUCUGCAGCCGUACCCUCGCGCAGACCGACUGGCUCACUGGUGUUUCCCUGAAGAGGAAAGAGACUUCAUGCUGGUGCAGGACGUGAUCAGAGAGGUCCGCUCACUGCGGGCUCAGUGUGGACUGACCAAAGAGAAACCUGACAUGUGGGCAGUGUGUUCACAAAGCCAGGCCCGAGUCCUCCUCCACUUUGAAUCAGCUGUUCAGACUUUGAGUCGGAUCUCCAGCCUCCAUAUUUACUGUCCUGAUAAUACAGACGGCUGCUCUUCUGGCAGCUCCAUCCCACCACCUGAAGGCAGCCUGGUCAGUGUGGUGGACCACACCUGUCAGCUACACCUCCAUGUACAGAGUGGAGUAAACUUUAACAAACAGAUGCUGCAGCUUUCUCAGCGCAGAGACAAACUGGUCCUGAAGCUGGAGGAGACCCUGAACAGAGUCCGGUCUCCAGACUACCAGACCAAAGUCCCUGCUCACGUCAGACAGCAGACAGAGAGCAAGGUGUCGGCCCUGCAGCAGGAGAUGAAGACUCUAGAGGAGCAGCUGAGAGCCUUGCAGGAGACUGAGAGAGCUAAAUGACUGCGGACAGACGUUACAGACUGUGUGAGGACUUUAUGGACGUCACUGUCUCUGCACUGCUUCAGUGACAGAGAGGAUGUUUAAUAUAUAUGUGGACUACAGUGCUGUCAGACUGUCAUAUUGCAGCACUUACCUGCAGGUGAGGCUGUUGAGGUCUGCAGGUAUCCAUGGAAACGGACUUCAGAGGGCAUGAUGGGAGUUUUGUUGUUGAAUGGAAAGUAUCUACACGGCUGUUAUCUUUGUUUACAGCCCUUCAUGUCUGUUUUUAUUGGAAUGGUUUUUUUUUUAUCUUUAACUCUAAAGAAAGCAGAAUGAUUUUUAUUGAAUCAGUGUGAAUAAAGUGUAAACACAGCCUGUGUAUGAGGAAACA
This is a messenger RNA of Notolabrus celidotus (New Zealand spotty), 3860 nucleotides long. It is a transcript of the gene vars2, whose product is annotated as valyl-tRNA synthetase 2, mitochondrial. NCBI's taxonomy places the organism in Eukaryota, Metazoa, Chordata, Actinopteri, Labriformes, Labridae. The record is from RefSeq and is a predicted model, not a curated record. The transcript has 30 exons. Bases 248 to 3490 code for a protein of 1080 amino acids. Gene Ontology annotation, cellular component: cytosol. Gene Ontology annotation, molecular function: aminoacyl-tRNA deacylase activity; ATP binding; valine-tRNA ligase activity. Gene Ontology annotation, biological process: valyl-tRNA aminoacylation.